GUUCGAUCUGCCUCGGUUGCCGGUCAUUCGGUUUGCUGGCAAUCCUGAUACUCCAUCGGAUUCACUUUCGUAGUCAAAACAUAAAUGAAUCUAACUUCCCGCCCGGUACAUUUAUUUACCUUCAUCAACCCCUCUUCUCGCCACUGGUUUGGCUCUUCUUUUCUCCUCACACACGCACUUUCUUGGGUUUCUCUUCUUCCCCCUCCCCCACUUCAACCUUCGCCAUGUCGACACUUUUGUUUGUCGCAACGGCCUCCCCCAUCCUCUACCUGCUAUAUGUGCUGCUCUCUCGCUGGCAACAUGCCCAAAAUGCCCGUAAAUGGAACUGUGGGAGUGUGCCCUCUUACCCCGGGGAUCUGCUGGGCAUCAACACCCUGAAGGAGGCGCUGGCCAUGGACAAGGCUCGCCAGGUGCCCACUGUGACCCGCCGGCGUGUUGAGACCAUGUCCGCCCGCGAGAAUCGCUAUACCACCACUUUCCAAUUCCGUCAACUGGGCACCGAUGUCAUCAGCACCUGCGAUCCCAAGAACGUCCAGGCCUUGCUGGCCACCCAGUUCAAGGACUUUGAAUUGGGCCAGUCCCGUCGCAAUGCUCUGCACUGGCUGCUCGGCCGCGGCAUCUUCACUGCCGAUGGCGACCACUGGUCUCGGUCUCGCGCUCUCCUCCGUCCUCAAUUCACCCGCGACCAGAUCAGCGACCUCGAUCUCGAGGAGCGUCACGUCCAAGUCGCCAUGAAAGCCAUGCCCGUCGACGCCACCGGCUGGACCCCCGCCACCGACAUCCAGACCAUCUUCUUCCGCCUGACCAUGGACACCGCGACUGAGUUCCUCUUCGGCGAGAGCGUCCAGAGCCAAGCCGCCGCCCUCAGCAACGGCGCCAUUCCCCAGGAUGACUUCCCUGCUCAGUUCGACCGCGGUCAAUGGUACUCUGCCCAGCGCGCCCGCUUCGAGAAGCUCUACUGGAUCAUCAACAACAAGGAAAGCCGCGCGAUCAACAAGGCCGUCCACGCCUACGUCGACCGCUUCGUCACCGCCGCCCUCAACUCCGAUCCCGAGAAGAAACCCACCGGCCACUAUGUCUUCCUGCACGGUCUGGCCGAGGCCACCCGCGACCCCGUCGAACUGCGCUCCCAGCUCCUUAACAUCCUCCUCGCCGGUCGCGAUACCACUGCCUCCCUCCUCUCCUGGUGCGUCCUCUUCCUCGCCCGCCACCCGGCCUACUUCACCUCCCUGCGCGCCACCAUCCUCGCGGAAUUCGGCUCCUACUCGUCCCCCCGUGACAUCACCUUCGCCAAUCUCAAGUCCUGCCGUCCCCUGCAGAACUUCCUCAACGAGGUCCUCCGUCUCUACCCUAUUGUCCCUGGUAACCGUCGCACGGCUGUCCGCAACACUACCCUCCCCACGGGCGGUGGUCCCGCGGGCACCGACCCCAUCUACGUCAAGAAGGGCCAGCCCGUCUUCUACAGCACCUACGUGAUGCACCGUCGGCCUGAUCUGUGGGGCGCUGAUGCGGAUGAGUUCCGUCCGGAUCGCUGGAACGAGCGCAAGGCCGGAUGGGAGUACUUGCCGUUCAACGGUGGGCCGCGGAUCUGCAUUGGGCAGCAGUUUGCACUUACGGAGACGGGGUAUGUCCUGGUCAGACUGUUGCAGCGCUUCGAUGUGAUUGAGGGCGUGGGCAAGACCAAAGAGGGGGAGAUCAAUAUGCAGAUGAGUUUGACGAAUGCGCCGGGAGAUAAUGUGACGGUGCGGUUGCAUGAGGACACUUCUAACUAGUUUCUUUGUUACUGUUACUGCUGAUGAUUGAUUGGGAUACCCAAUGUCCAUAUGUGUGUUAGCGUAUAUAGAUUGUGAUUGGCACAUUGCAUUGCAUUACAUACAUCUUUCUACAACUCAUACUGUAUACCUACAGAGUAGACUUCAG
Molecule: messenger RNA, 1920 nt
Organism: Aspergillus welwitschiae
Lineage: Eukaryota; Fungi; Ascomycota; Eurotiomycetes; Eurotiales; Aspergillaceae
Product: cytochrome P450
Exons: 2
Coding region: 225-1772 (515 amino acids)
Molecular function (GO): iron ion binding; heme binding; oxidoreductase activity, acting on paired donors, with incorporation or reduction of molecular oxygen, reduced flavin or flavoprotein as one donor, and incorporation of one atom of oxygen
Source: RefSeq, a predicted model, not a curated record